This is a messenger RNA of Sinocyclocheilus grahami, 1074 nucleotides long. It is a transcript of the gene nrtn, whose product is annotated as neurturin. Gene Ontology annotation, molecular function: receptor tyrosine kinase binding; growth factor activity; glial cell-derived neurotrophic factor receptor binding. Bases 393 to 1067 code for a protein of 224 amino acids. The transcript is spliced from 3 exons. Lineage: Eukaryota; Metazoa; Chordata; Actinopteri; Cypriniformes; Cyprinidae. The record is from RefSeq and is a predicted model, not a curated record.
AUUCUUCAACAUUUAUUUUUUCCGCACUCCUCGCACUCAUUUUAUGAGGCUGGUUACUUCAACAGUGCAGAUUGCGAGGAAAUUGUUUUCCUCUCUUCCCGUUUUGGCAAAAAGUCUCCAAAGUUUAAUGCAGUAUGAGGAUACUUGGACAUUUUUACACCUUUGGCAUCCCUGGAUUUCUGGAGGAUCCUGUAACUGAGGAAUGCAGUGCGUAUCCUGGACGAGCCUCUGAUUUUUCAUAAACAGAAACUACAGCACUCCUUUACUCUUCUAAAGAGAAAGGGUUGGAAUAUCGAUCAAUGCCAUUUUUACCCAGAGGUCAGCUGAACAGACGUGCUGUGGAGUCUGGAUAAGCCGGGCAGACGGGGCCCAAUGCUUCUCCUCAUUCUAAGAUGAAGUUAUGGAAGUUUGGUGCCAUCGGCCUGAUUCUCUGUGGUGCUGCACUUCCUCUGCUCGUCCUUAAAACCGCUCCCUCUUCCCAAGCCCCGCCCCCUCCUCCCCACCGCAGAGCUUCAUCCUCAUCUCUUUCACCUCCAUCGUCUUCAUUUACACCAAGCAAUUCAUCGUCUACCGUUGUGGCAGGUGGGCGGCAAAGGAGGGUCAGAUCAGCUAACGGAGGAAACUCUCUUGUAUCAGAAUUCAUGAAGAUGUUCCAGAGCUUCACAGAGGGCGAGUUGAAGCAGGUCAUUGGGACACUGGUGGAAAGGAAAGCCCGCAGAGAUGCCCAACAGAGCAAAAGGACUAAACGGGCAAAAAAGCGUUCCAAACCCUGCUCGCUGCAGGAGGUGGAGGUGACGGUCAGUCAGCUGGGGUUGGGAUACGUCAGUGACGAGACUAUAGUCUUCCAUUACUGCAGUGGAAAGUGCACCACUAGCCGCAAAAACUAUGACCUGACGCUGGCGUUCAUGAAGCGCUCGCGGCUGCUAACAAGGGAGCAGAAGGACAAAGCGCGCCACAGCCCCUGCUGUCGGCCCACCGCGUAUGAGGAGGACAUCUCCUUCCUCGAUAACUUCAACAAAUACCACACGAUCCAAAAGUUUUCGGCCAAAGCAUGUAGAUGCGUCUGACGUUGAG